Aplysia californica (California sea hare) is the source of this 500-nucleotide messenger RNA. RefSeq lists its product as uncharacterized. The record is from RefSeq and is a predicted model, not a curated record. Lineage: Eukaryota; Metazoa; Mollusca; Gastropoda; Aplysiida; Aplysiidae.
CGCGCGGUGUCCUUAUAAAAGUUUCCCCCGCCUCCCAAAUGUGGCUAACGUACUUUGUGAAAGGGAGGUCCGAUUUUGUUAAGUCUUGAACCCAACUAAGAGAAAAAUUAUAAGAUACAGCGCUUUUAGAAGAAGCACACUAUUAUAACAGCAGCAAAUUAGUAAGUACUAGGAUCUCAGUAACCUAUCUUAAUUCGCUAUCUAGUUGUUUAAUCAGUCUGAAACAUUUGAAACCAAGGACAAGAACAAAAACUCCAGAAGUUCCGGAAGAAACCCAGACAAGACACAAGCGACAGACCCUCAACGCCCCCGCCAGCUUUGUUCUCUUCAGGGAUUUUUUUAUUCAACAACCAGAAAACAUUUCAACAGAGUUCCCGGAGCAAGCGCCAGUCAGCAGACGUGAGGACAGCCGAGUACCUGGCCUGGAUAGCGCUCGGCGGGAAAGUUCCCUCCCGUGGUUGCGACCGGGUGGCGUGUGGUGUCGUUGACGUGUACUCAAG